Molecule: messenger RNA, 609 nt
Organism: Cadophora gregata
Lineage: Eukaryota; Fungi; Ascomycota; Leotiomycetes; Helotiales; Ploettnerulaceae
Exons: 1
Coding region: 1-609 (202 amino acids)
Molecular function (GO): acyltransferase activity, transferring groups other than amino-acyl groups
Source: RefSeq, a predicted model, not a curated record
AUGCCUUCCAAAACCUCCCCUGCUUCGAUUCAACAAUCUCUCCGGACAAAGCGCCUCGAGCUAGUUCCUCUCACACCACAAAACAAGGACGACCUCUUUCAGCUGGACUCCGAUCCGGCCGUUAUGAAGUACAUCGGCUACGGAAAGCCACUGAGCGCCACUGAUUCCGAGAUAGGCCUCAAUUGUAUGCUCGGUCUGGCAGUUCAUGGGCUGGGAACGUGGGCUGGCUACCACGGGAGCGAGUUUGUAGGCUGGUGGGUACUGGCAGCUGGCGAGACACCAGACCUGAGUUCGCCGCCACAAGUCGACACGAAGAACGUCGUCUUUGGCCUGAAGCUCUUGCCGAAGUUCUGGGGACGAGGAUUUGCGAAGGAGGCAACGCGCGAGUUAUUCCGACAUGCAUUCCAGGACUUGGGGGUGGAGCAGAUUUCGGGCGACGCGAUGGCGAUCAACAAGGGUUCGCAGGCAGCAAUGGCUUCGUGUGGGAUGAAAUAUAUUCGAACAUUCCAUAAUGUAUACCCGACUCCGCCGCCUGGUAUUGAGGAGGGCGAAGUGGAGUAUCGAAUAGCUAGGAGUGAUUGGCUAGAACAAGAAAGCGGAUCAAAGUAG